Molecule: messenger RNA, 1638 nt
Organism: Dichotomopilus funicola
Lineage: Eukaryota; Fungi; Ascomycota; Sordariomycetes; Sordariales; Chaetomiaceae
Product: general substrate transporter
Exons: 4
Coding region: 1-1638 (545 amino acids)
Biological process (GO): transmembrane transport; carbohydrate transport
Cellular component (GO): membrane
Molecular function (GO): carbohydrate:proton symporter activity
Source: RefSeq, a predicted model, not a curated record
AUGGGCGAUAUCACCAUGACACGCGUCGAGGGCGGGCCUCGGGAUCAAGAUGCAGCUGGCGCUUCACACGACCGCGACAUCACUCUUGAGGCAAAGCAUGGCUCCAAGAAAGAGCAUGAAAUGUCACUCUUGAAGGCAAUCCGGCUCUACCCCAAAGCAAUCGGUUGGUCCGUCCUCGUCUCAUCGACCAUCAUCAUGGAAGGUUAUGAUCUUGCAUUGCUCGGCAACCUCUAUGCUUCCCCAGCGUUCAACAAAAAGUUUGGCGAAUACGACGAGGCUGCUGGCAAGUACGCUGUUUCGGCUGCGUGGCAAUCCGGGCUCUCGAACGGUGCCAGAGCUGGCGAGAUCUUUGGACUUAUGUUUGCCGGCUGGGUGUCGGAUCGUUUUGGUUACAAGAUGACCACAAUAGGGUCUUUAAUUCUGAUGAUUGGUUUCAUCUUUGUCCUUUUCUUCGCCCCCAAUGUCCAGGUGCUUGUUGUUGGAGAGAUAUUAUGCGGGAUCCCGUGGGGAGCAUUUCAAAGUGUCACGGCAGCAUAUGCGUCCGAGGUAGCUCCCAUGGUUCUCCGGCCUUACCUCACCACGUUCAUCAAUAUGUGCUGGGUCAUUGGCCAGUUCUUCGCCGUCGCUGUCAACAAAGGAUCCGUCACCCGCACCGAUGACUUCGCGUACAAGAUCCCUUUCGCUGUACAGUGGGUGUGGCCGGUACCCAUUCUUGCUGGUCUCAUCUUUGCCCCCGAGUCGCCUUGGUGGUAUGUGAGACACGGUAGGAAGGAGGAGGCCAAGAAAUCUCUCCUGCGUUUGACCUCCCGAAAUCAACCAGGUUUCGAUGUUGACGAGACCAUUGCCAUGAUUGAACACACCAACGAACUUGAAAAGAAUUUGAAGGACGGCGUUGGUUUUCGGGACUGCUUCCAAGGCGUGGACCUCCGUCGAACUGAAAUCGUUGUCGGCAUCUGGCUCGUCCAGACACUAGGGGGUCAAAAUCUGAUGGGAUAUUUCGCCUAUUUCCUUACCCAAGCAGGGAUGGACCCAAGCAAUUCUUUUACCUUAUCCUUGUGUCAAUAUGCUCUUGGCAUGGUCGGCACGGCCGGCUCGUGGAUUCUCAUGUCGCGCGUUGGCCGCAGGAAGAUCCAUUUCGGUGGGUUGUGUGCUCAGCUCACACUUCUCAUUAUUGUUGGCUGCCUUUCGUUUGGUCAAACCAAGGCAUCCGUGUGGGCCAUCGGCGCGAUGCUCAUCGUCUUCACGUUCGUGUACGACUUUACCGUCGGCCCCGUCACAUAUUCCCUCGUGUCGGAGUUGUCGUCGACACGUCUCAAGGCAAAGACCAUUGUUUUAGCCCGCGCAGCAUACAACGCCAGCAACAUCUUCGUCAACGUCAUGACCAACUAUCAACUGAGCUCGACAGCUUGGAACUGGGGCGCACGCACGGCUUUCUUUUGGGCCGGUUCUUGCCUACUGUCAGCUAUAUGGGUGUAUUUCAGGCUUCCAGAACCGAAAGGUAGGACCUACGCCGAACUGGAUCUCCUUUUCGAGCGGCGGGUGUCAGCGAGGAAAUUCGCAACGACAAAAGUCGAUCCAUUUGCACAGGAGGGCGAGAAGAGAGUGUCGGGCGAAACGGUGGAGCAUCUGGAGCAAUAA